AUGCUCCAGAAUCUCCCGCCAGAACUCGUCUCACAAAUCGUCAGCUCGGCUGUAAACGCCGACAUCCUCUCUCUGCGUCUGGCAUGCCGUACCCUGUAUGAGAAGACCUUUUCCGCCUUCGCAACCGCCUUUUUCCACCGCGUGGUGGUAGAUCUUUGCCCGAAGCCCCUUGAGAGGCUCCGUCAGAUUGCCAACCACGAGAGACUGCGGUUAUAUGUCCGUGAACUGGCCAUCUUCGGUGUCCGUAGCUGUCCGAACCCCCCACGACACAUGCCGGGAACGGGCCAUCGCUGGGCCCGCGACCCGUCGUCGGGCUGCCUCGACCCUUCGUUCCCAAUCAUUUCCGAUCUCCGUGCUGUCGUGUCGAGGCUCGUCAACUGCCGCUUCGUCGCCGUCCUGGACGAUCAGGAGCCGAACGCGGAGCUGCGAGGUCCCAGCGAAGAGGGGGGUCUUUUGCUCCUGGACACGGUGCACGUCGCCCUCCUCCUCGCCAACAACCUCCAGGCCCUCCAGACCUUCCGAGUUUCCCCUUCCGAGUUCCCCAAUGCCCGGAUACUCACGCAGUCUAAUCCCACGGAUACUGACCGACGCAGUCUGCUCCCACGUAGCGUGGCCGGUUCGCUCAGCGAGUCUUGGGCAACCAAUCUCGUGGAUCUGCAUCUGCAGUGGUAUUCCCGGCACGACGCGGACUCGCUGCUCGUGCUCGUCGAUCUCGUCCUGGGAGCGCGGUCCCUCCAGAAGCUGUGCAUGGGCGGCGCCCCGGGCGAGUUCUACCGCCGCCUGGCCGCCGCCGCCCCACCCGACGCCCUGCCGCUUGCCGUCCUCGAGGUGAGAGAGGCCACGCGGGACAUGACGUCGGACGUGUUGAUCGCUCUCGCGACGCGGUUCCGCCGCACGCUCGCACACCUGUACGUGCGCCACGUCCGCCUGGGCGAUCCCGAAAACUGGGCCGCCGUGCUUCGGAGCUGGGCGCGCGACCUCGGCCGGCUCGAGUCGUUUGGCCUGCAGUACCUGCUCGGCAGGGCGGCUGCAGGAACCGCACGGAAGCCGCUGUUACUUGGUCCCGUCCUCGAAUGGCAAGGGAUGCCGACGUCGGGUGUGCUGCAGUUCACCGCCCAGCGAGUUAGUCCGGCCCGAAGCGAGAUCGACGGCGUCCAUUACAACAACCGCGGCAGGGUCGAGGACGUGCAGAGUGUGUUGCGGGAACUGGCUCAGUGUUGUUCUUCGGCCCCUGCUUCUGACUCUCCUACGACAGGGCUGGACAACACCACUCAUGAGUAUAGGACCGCGGGGGGAUUGGUGGCCCAGAAGGUGCUUUUCUUUCAUAUCCCUGAAUUGCGCUUGUGA
This is a messenger RNA of Chaetomium globosum CBS 148.51, 1347 nucleotides long. RefSeq lists its product as uncharacterized. Gene Ontology annotation, molecular function: protein binding. The record is from RefSeq and is a predicted model, not a curated record. NCBI's taxonomy places the organism in Eukaryota, Fungi, Ascomycota, Sordariomycetes, Sordariales, Chaetomiaceae. The coding region runs from base 1 to 1347 and encodes 448 amino acids. The transcript has a single exon.